AGUCCCGGCGGCGGCGGGUCAUGGCCGGCCCCAUGCAGGGCGGCGGGGCCAAGGCCCUGGACCUGCUCCGGACCCUGCCGCGUGUAAGCCUGGCCAACUUGAAGCCGAGUCCCGGCUCCAGGAAACCGGAGAGACGACCAAGAGGUCGGAGAAGAGGUAGAAAAUGUGGGAGAGGCCAUAAAGGAGAAAGGCAGAGAGGAACCAGGCCUCGCCUGGGCUUUGAGGGAGGCCAGACUCCGUUUUACCUACGAAUCCCGAAAUAUGGGUUUAACGAAGGACAUAGCUUCAGACGCCAGUAUCAGCCCUUUAGUCUCAACAGAUUGCAGUAUCUUAUUGAUUUGGGUCGCGUUGAUCCUUCUCAACCUAUUGACUUAACCCAACUCAUCAAUGGGAGAGGUGUGACGAUCCAGCCACUUAAAAGGGAUUAUGGUGUCCAGCUGGUCGAGGAGGGUGCUGACACAUUUAAGGCGAAAGUUAAUAUUGAAGUCCAGUUGGCUUCAGAACUAGCUAUUGCUGCAAUUGAAAAAAAUGGUGGUGUUGUGACUACAGCCUUCUAUGAUCCAAGAAGUCUGGAAAUUCUAUGCAAACCUGUCCCAUUUUUUCUUCGUGGACAACCUAUUCCAAAAAGAAUGCUUCCACCCGAAGAACUGGUACCGUAUUACACUGAUGCAAAGAAUCGUGGUUAUCUGGCAGAUCCUGCGGAAUUUCCUGAAGCAAGACUUGAACUUGCCAAGAAGUAUGGUUACGUUUUACCUGACAUCACUAAAGAUGAACUCUUCAAAAUGCUCUGUACUCGAAAGGAUCCAAGGCAGAUUUUCUUUGGUCUUGCUCCAGGAUGGGUGGUGAAUUUGAUAGAUAAGAAAAUCCUGAAACCUACAGAUGAGAAUCUCCUCAAGUAUUACAGCUCAUGAGUUCCCCUCCAAGAAAGCAGAGUUGAGAAGGAGGGACAGAAAAGGAACCAGAAGAUCUGUAUUUCUCAUUGCAUUUUCCUCAUGUGUAGUUCUCCAGAAGUUGAUGUUAGUUUUCAGUGUAAUCCUAUCUUUUUCAUUUUCAUCUAAAAUUCAAGUAAAAUUACAGGAAGUAAGAAGUGCAUAGAGAA
Molecule: messenger RNA, 1099 nt
Organism: Carlito syrichta (Philippine tarsier)
Lineage: Eukaryota; Metazoa; Chordata; Mammalia; Primates; Tarsiidae
Product: 39S ribosomal protein L15, mitochondrial
Exons: 1
Coding region: 21-911 (296 amino acids)
Biological process (GO): translation
Cellular component (GO): mitochondrial large ribosomal subunit
Molecular function (GO): structural constituent of ribosome
Source: RefSeq, a predicted model, not a curated record